AUGGCCGCCAGCUUGACAGAUCUGGACUCUUUCGAGCCUUCCAAGGCUGGAGCUUAUGAUCCGGGCGUCAUCAGAAUCUUCUACGACAAUAGGACUUUUGCAGGCUUCGAAGACAAGCUGCCAUUCUACCAGAAAUACUAUCUCGAGGCUCUCUCGCGACUGAACUGGACAUCGUGGACGCCAGUCGACAAUCUGUUCCCGGGAUAUAUCCGCUUGGUCUUCUACACAGUAUGUCGCACGCACCACGUUUCCCUCGGGCUCUCACUGCAAUCGCUAAUGCGCUUCUCAGCACGCCGGCGCACAGGGUUGCAAAGACUUCCCACUACACAAGGCUAUGGCCGUCAAAGAAAUGUUUGACGAUCUUUCCAACGAGGGGUUUCGACCUAUGAUUUUGGGCUAUUCCAAUGAAAAUCCCUUCCCCAUGAUUGGGGGAGUAGAGCCGCCACCUCCGCCAAAGAAGAAGGAACCGAAGCGUGCUAAGACUUGGAGUGGUGGUGUGAGUGGUCACGGCUAUACUGGUACGCCGCAUGACCGAGUCAUGGCGAUCAUCAGGCAGGAUGAAGAGCAAGAAGCAAGGCUUCGAGAGACCGAAGUUAGGGAAUUCGGACUCGAGAAGGAAGGAGCUGCUGUUUGA
This is a messenger RNA of Lecanosticta acicola, 634 nucleotides long. The record is from the annotation of a GenBank genome assembly. NCBI's taxonomy places the organism in Eukaryota, Fungi, Ascomycota, Dothideomycetes, Mycosphaerellales, Mycosphaerellaceae.